UCUGGGUGCCUCUGUCUACCUCUGUCUCUUCCACACUCGCUCACACACACACACACACGCACGCACGCACGCACGCACGUUCUGACAUCAUGGCGCCCAAGAAAGUGGAGCCCAAGAAGCCGGAGCCCAAAAAGCUGGAGCCCAAGAAGGAGGCGGCCCCCGCGCCCAAACCGCCCGAGCCGGAGCCCGAGCCCCCGAAGGAGCCGGAGUUCGACCCCGCGGCCGUCACCCUGGAGUUCACGCCCGACCAGAUCGAGGAGUUCAAGGAGGCGUUCACCCUGUUCGACCGCACCCCGGCGGGGGAGAUGAAGAUCACCUACGGGCAGUGCGGGGACGUGAUGCGGGCGCUGGGCCAGAACCCCACCAACGCCGAGGUGCUGAAGGUGCUGGGCAAGCCGCGGGCCGAGGACAUGAGCUCCAAGACGCUGGACUUCGAGACCUUCCUGCCCAUGCUGCAGCACAUCUCGCGCGCCAAGGACCAGGGCACCUUCGAGGACUUCGUGGAGGGCCUGCGCGUCUUCGACAAGGAGGGCAACGGCACGGUCAUGGGCGCCGAGCUGCGCCACGUCCUGGCCACGCUCGGGGAGCGGAUGACCGAGGACGAGGUGGACCGCCUGAUGUCCGGCCAGGAGGACGCCAACGGCUGCAUCAACUACACGUCCUUCGUCAAGCACAUCCUGUCGGGCUGA
Messenger RNA from Conger conger (European conger), 689 nucleotides. RefSeq names its product myosin light chain 1, cardiac muscle-like. Gene Ontology annotation, molecular function: calcium ion binding. The coding region runs from base 90 to 689 and encodes 199 amino acids. The transcript has a single exon. The record is from RefSeq and is a predicted model, not a curated record. NCBI's taxonomy places the organism in Eukaryota, Metazoa, Chordata, Actinopteri, Anguilliformes, Congridae. Gene Ontology annotation, cellular component: myosin II complex.